This is a messenger RNA of Mya arenaria, 6384 nucleotides long. RefSeq names its product Y+L amino acid transporter 2-like. The record is from RefSeq and is a predicted model, not a curated record. Gene Ontology annotation, biological process: amino acid transmembrane transport. Gene Ontology annotation, cellular component: membrane. Lineage: Eukaryota; Metazoa; Mollusca; Bivalvia; Myida; Myidae. Gene Ontology annotation, molecular function: L-amino acid transmembrane transporter activity.
CUUUAGGAUCACAAAGUGCACACCAUUCAAUAUAAUCGCGGGACACAACGUGUUGGCAUUGUAUUCAAGAAUUGUCGCUGUUAGUCUCAAAAGAGGAACUUGUUAAAAGGCGGAGUAUUCAAUAAUUGUUAUAGAAGUUUUACGAAGUAAAAAAAUCAUGGCAUCAGAUGGAAAGAAGAAGCCUAAUAUCAAAAUUGAAGAUGACAUUGACCAAAUUAUAGAGUUAAAGCAGGAAAUCGGUCUAAAAAAUGCGGUAGCCAUAAUAGUGGGGGUCAUUGUGGGGAGUGGAAUUUUCAUCAGUCCCAAAGGAGUUCUCUUGGAAGCCGGUUCCGUCGGGUUGUCACUGUCAGUAUGGAGUAUGUGCGGUGUUAUUUCACUCGUCGGGGCGUUAUGUUACGCAGAAUUGGGGACAUGCAUUCUAAAAUCUGGUGCAGACUAUGCUUACAUUGGUGAAUCGUUUGGUAAAUUGCCGGCAUUUCUGUACCUAUGGGUUGCUUUAGUGAUAAUUAUGCCGACAGGAAACGCAAUUACAGCGUUGACAUUCGCUAAAUAUGUUCUACAACCACUCUUCCCCGACUGUGAUGUUCCGUCUAACGCUGCACGUCUCCUAGCUGCCCUUUGUAUAACGCUCUUGACGUUUGUGAACUGUACGAAUGUGAAAUGGGCAACACGGGUGCAAGACAUCUUUACUGUGGCAAAAAUCGCCGCUCUCAUCAUGAUCAUCAUCACUGGAAUAGUCAAGUUUGCCAUGAACGAACAAGUGGAGAGUUUUGAGGAACCCUGGGAAGGCACACAGACAAAUCCCGGCAGUAUUGCAUUCUCGUUCUACUCCGGUCUUUUCUCCUAUGCAGGCUGGAACUAUCUCAACUUUGUUACAGAAGAACUGAAGGAGCCGUACAAAAAUCUACCACGAGCCAUUUGGAUCUCGAUACCUCUGGUGACCAUUAUUUACGUGCUGGCAAACAUCUCAUAUUUCACCGUUCUCACACCGCGGGAAAUGCUGAUGAGCGAUGCAGUUGCUGUGACAUUUGCUGACCGAACAUAUGGUGUGAUGCAGUGGAUCAUGCCGUUAUUUGUGGCGUGUUCUACAUUUGGAGGGGUGAAUGGCGCAAUUUUCACGUCAGCUAGGUUAUAUUUUGUGGGUGCCCGGGAAGGACAUCUGCCAGGUUUCCUAGCAACCAUCAGUACCCGAAACUUUACACCAAUGCCUGCCUUGAUAUUUGGUUGUGUUUUGACGUUGAUCAUGUUAAGUUCUGAUGACAUCUUUGCAUUGAUCAACUACGCCAGUUUUGUGGAGUCAUCAUUCAUUGCGUUAAGCGUGGCUGGCAUGUUGUAUAUGCGAUAUAAACGCCCAGAAAUGGAGCGACCUAUUCGGGUUCACAUAGGAUUCCCGAUAUUUUUCCUCAUUAUCUGCAUGUUCCUUAUGAUUAUGCCGCUGACCAAUAACCCCAUGGAGUGUUUCAUCGGCAUGGCUGUCGUUGCUGCUGGAGUACCUGUCUACUUGAUUGGCGUUGUGUGGAAAAGCAAACCUCGAUGGUUUUACCAACAGCUGGAUCAUGUUGCCAGGGCAACCCAGAAGGCGUGUCUUAGUAUCCGCGAAGAUCUAAAGGAGGAUUGAACAUCACUACUAUCCUGGGAAACCACACUGCCCUUCAUCAUAAAUGACCUUUUAGAUUCCAUGGUUCCACCUUAAUAACUAGUGUGUUACAAACAAAAAUGCAUUAUCACUUGUUUAAAGGUAUUAUUUUUGGCAAUAAUAAUUGAUAUUCUGUGAGAGAACAAAUAUUUAACUGGCCUAAAACUGUAGACAAGUCCCACGAAACGAUCGUGUCCUUUGUUUCUCAGAAAUUACCUUUGUUCCUUUAAACCAAUCUUAAUUCCUUGGAAAUCUUUUAUUUUUCCAGGAAACAACCUUAGACAAUAACUAAAUACAGCAAUGUCUCAAUAAUGCAUUAGUUACCUAACUAACUAACACAAUGGCAAUAUAAGGGGUAUUCAGUAUACAUGAAUUGCCGUUUAAGCUGCUAAUUGUAAUAUUUUAUGUCAUUAAUUUAUGAGGUAGCAUAUUGUCAAUUAUUUUAAAGGUAGCAACUUGGGUAUAUUAAUAGUUUUCUUCCUAUCAUACUGCAUUGUUACUAAGGUAAGUUUAAUUAGAAUGUACAACAAACAAAAUCACUCUCCAUAUAUAAUGUCUUUAGUUGCAUUACGCAAUUAAUUUUCCUUCAAAUUCUCAUAAUUAUGCGUGUUCACAUUUUCACAUUUUUGUCACAUAAUUGUCAGCUGGGGUUAUUUUCACAUUGAGAUUAAAUACAACAAUAAUAUUGUUUACAGAAAUUAUUGAUAAUGUAGUUACCUUGUUCAUUUUUCAGGUAGCACUUGUUUAUUCAAUUAGGUAGCACUUUAUUGAAGUAAAUGUGUGUUGAUAACUUGUUUUACAAUAGUGUAUUUUAUUAUGGUCACUGAGGGAUAUGAUGUUUGAACUAUGCAUUACAAAUGGUGAAAGAGAAAAAAACUUGCAUGUUAUCUAUUGAAAGAAGGCUGAGAAUAUUUCAACUUUUACCUUUGUGAACAAAACAAAUCCCAUUCCAUGUGUGUGUAGAUGAAAGAAAAUGGUUUAAAUGCAGGUUUAGUGCAAGACUACUGUUACUGCUAAUAUUAUAUGCAGUUAGGACUGUCUGGUGCUGAACGCUGGGUCUGCAUUCACUAACGUAUGGUGUUUCAGACUCUGGCUCAGACAAUUCAAUUCUGAAAUGUUUCAAAAUAUAUAUAUAGCUAAUGUAAAUAUAUUAGAUUUCUAUCAAAAAUAAUGUGCCAGAUUGUAGAACUAAUAAGCACUUUUUACCUUCUUUGCUUCUAUAUAAUAGCAGUUUUACAAGAAAACUAUUUUUUUGCUUUUCUUAGUCCGAAUCUUAAAACUGAGUCUGAUGAUGUUUGUGGCCAUGGUUUUUUGACUUCAAAUUAUCUUUGCAUGACCUGUCAAGAACUAAAAUAGUUUCAAUACUCUGAUAUAAAUCUCUCGGGAAUCUCAAAUGCUCUUCGGUUAAUUUAAGAAUUUGUUGUUUACUAUUGUGUAUGUUAAGUUUUUGACUGUUAGUUACAUAAGUUAUAUAUAUGCAUGUUUUGAUUAAUUUUUAUUUAAUUUUUAAAAUGGUGUUCACUAUUCAUUAUGGUUGCUAAUUCAUUGUAGACUAACUUUCUUUAAUAUUAUUACCAUACCCUUACAUUAAUGCUACUAAAACUAUUUGAUAUUGAAAGACACAAAAUGUCAUAUAUGCAAAUUUCAACUGUCUCAAAAAUUAUGUGUUUAACGUGGGCAGCAGUUUUGUUAUUGAUAUUGUAGAAAAAUGGCAGUAUACUGCAUCUUUUUGUUGUGGUAAAUCCUAGAACAGGAUGGAGCUUUCACUUUUAAAUUGCUGUAUAUUUAAAGUUUGUUUUUCGCUGGACAUUUGUAAUAGUAAGGAGUGCCUUGAAUGGUUAUAAAUGGCUUUGAAAACAAUUUAAGCCAUAAACACCCCCUAAUUCCAUGCCUGAAUCCCUCAUACUCAAACAGAAUUUUUAGGAAAGGGAUUCUUAUCCAUCUUGAUCAGGUAAUAUACAUGUGUAUCUUUAUAUACAUGUGUACCUUUAUAUAUGGCUGGAGAAGUGAUUCUCAGGGUAUUUUAUGCAUUUUUACAGUAGUGAAUUUCCAAUCUGAUUUUUUUUGACUGACUGACUGAAGCUCAAAAACAUCACUCAUUAAUUUAAGGUGCUUUUAAAUUCCACGGUUCCACCUUAAUAAUCAAUAAUAAUUGAUAUUCUGUGAGAGAACAAAUAUUUAACUGGCCUAAAACUGUAGACAUGUCCAUUUGAACAGCUGUCAUCCAAUCAGUAUAUUAAUAUGUAUGGGUUUUUUUGUACUAAGAGUUCACAUUUGAAAAGAGGCUCGCUGCUUACUUACCACUUUUAAUUGGAUAAUUGCAAAACAAUGUGUUCAAUAUACCACUGUUUACAUCAAUACAUAAGUUGUUUGUCAUUGCUAACCAUAUGUGUACAUAGCAGCAUUGAAACUACUGCUAUAUUGUAUUUAAAUUUUUACCUAAUUCUUAAAAGUUGGCAUUAGCCGAAUAUACACUUCUAUACUAUACUACUGCAGUUGAAACUGUGUUCAAGAUGUUAUUGUUUACAUAAUGCAAUACAUUUCUUUACUUACCGUAAUGUUUGCAACUUGUUUAUUUGUAACUGUUGGCAACGAUUAAACUUGUCGCUUUAUUUAUGAAAUAGGUUUUAUAAUUGUGUGUAUAUUAUGCCUGGUGAAUUGCAUACAUGUCUUAGUCAUUGCUGUUAAUAGUUAUUAUACAUGUAUGAAACAUUGCAUUUAAGUUAUAUCUCUAAUUUAUAGAAUGUCUUCAUCUUAAUUGGAUCGUGACAAGCAGAAAUACCGAUAGGACUUGUAGCAUAAAAAAUGCAAGCAGUAAAUAUGACAUCACAGUUACAUAUGACUGCAAAGAGAGAAAUGAUGACAACCAUGGUUUUAUGCUUUAAAGAUCAUUGGUACUUUUUAAAUGUUUAUUCUGUCUUUUAUGUAGUGAUAAAACUAUGAUCAAAUAUUGUCAUUAAUCUAUUUUUUUGGAUUGAGGUUGCCGAUUAUCGAUUACAUAAUAUCAUGAUUGAUUAUCUCUAUGAGGCUGUAUUCUCUUAAAAUAGUGAAAUAUGGUUGAACAACAGUAUAAUUUACUUGUUUUCAGUUAAAACAUCAAGCUUAUCAUUGAAAAAAAUACUUCCUUAUAUCACAAAUACAGCAUUUGAAUUUGGCUAGAUGUUUAAUCUUGACAUUCAUUGUUAAGUAAACUUACUAAGAAUUAAAUGCAGCUUCUUUUUUUUGUUAACCACUUAAGUUUAAACAAAGUUGAGUACUUUUGAUUUUGAAUACAUAAUUUGAAAUUGAUCUCAGUGCCUAUAACCAUUAUUUCUGAUGAUCAAGUAUGAUUGUAGACAUAUUUUCAGUGCCUACAUAAAGUAAAACAUAUUUACGAGGUUAAAAAAAGACAAUUGAAAAUGGUGUAAGACCAAUAUUUGCUUGUCGAUUCUUGUCCGCUUCAUGUUGCCUUUAAUAUUAGCAGUUAUACGGAUUGCCUUAUAUAAUUAACCAUCUUUUUCAGGGUUUAUAUGGUAUAUAUGUAUUGUCAUUUUUUAAAAUUUCAUUUUUAGCUUACAAUUAUACCUUUACAAGCAGUGUUCACAAAACACCAUACCAAAACUAUACAUGUACUAUACUAGAUGUGUAUUAUUGUGUACUAUACAUGUACUGUUAUAUGUAUCUGUAUGUCCUCAUGUUUGAUCGCCUCAGCCACACUUUGCCUUAUGAUUGUUGUCUGUUGUAAAUACACUGGUUUCUGCUCAUAACAGGUUACUUUAUUAAUGUGGUUACAACAUCUUAUUCGUACAUUCAAUUCUAUUGCCUUUCAGUUGGUUCUUACUGUAGGAUAAAGUGGUCUUGUUGUACAGAUAAGUUAGGUGAAACUAUUCAUUUUCUUGUUUUGUAUAGCAAUUAGCAAACACUUUUGGCUAUUGGUCAGUUGUUUUAUUUCAUUUACAUUCAACCAAUCUAUAACUGGUUGGCAAUUACCAUAUGAACUAUUAUGUCACCCAUUAACCCGUGUAUAGUAUCCGACAUUUAAACUAACAUGAGUUCAUGUCAAUCAUUGAUAAUGAAACAAAAAAAAAAACAAUCAUAGCAGUGCAUUAUUUAUACAUACAGGUACAUGCCUGUGUCAGCUCAAACUUUUCUAUGUCAUGGAAACAAUCAGCUACAUUCAUUCAACAUUGUUUUACUUAUAUUCAUUAAGUAUGAUAAUGGAUAAAGAUUGUUAGUAUGAACUUAACUAAUAUAAGUGGUUUUAUGCAAAACAGUCACAUGACAUUUAUUUUGUAUGUAAGUAAUACUAACAAAAAUUUUUACAGUGAUUUAGUGGUGCACAAUGUAUUGUGUCAACUACCCAAUAUAUCGGCCAGUCACUGUUUAUAUCUACCACUUCACCUGAUUAAAAUCAAUAAUGGAUGACUGCUGAUUUCAUAAAAUGGAUGUAUUCUAAAACUUGAGAUAUGCUGCACAUAUUGGACAAAAUAUAUUGUUGACCACUAAGUUGAGUAAAAAGCAUGACCCAUGAUAACCUGCUACAGAAAUACUUGUCAUGGUUCUGGCCUAGACCUUUUAGGAAUCUCAUAAUGCAAAUUGGUGUUAAUGUAGUAGCUACGCAUUUAUUAACAAAUAGUUUCCAUGAAACUAACAACUUGUAGAACAAUUAUUAUAUGUUAAUAUGGUUUGUCCAUUACAAUGUUGAUAUUAUUUAUGUAUGUUUUUAAUUACCGGUUUUCUAACUUAUGUGCCGAAAAUACAUUUUAUAA